Messenger RNA from Manis pentadactyla (Chinese pangolin), 1666 nucleotides. RefSeq names its product general transcription factor IIH subunit 3 (gene GTF2H3). Gene Ontology annotation, biological process: regulation of DNA-templated transcription; nucleotide-excision repair. The record is from RefSeq and is a predicted model, not a curated record. Lineage: Eukaryota; Metazoa; Chordata; Mammalia; Pholidota; Manidae. Bases 77 to 1000 code for a protein of 307 amino acids. Gene Ontology annotation, cellular component: transcription factor TFIIH holo complex; transcription factor TFIIH core complex. The transcript is spliced from 13 exons.
UGCCGGAAAUUGGGGUGUGCGGAAUCCGGACGUUCGUCUGAGCGCUACACGCUCUCCGCUGGGGACCCGGGCCACCAUGGUCUCAGACGAAGAUGAAUUGAAUCUUCUAGUUAUCAUAGUUGAUACGAACCCAAUUUGGUGGGGAAAGCAAGCAUUGAAGGAAUCUCAGUUUACUUUAUCAAAAUGCAUAGAUGCUGUGAUGGUCCUGGGAAAUUCUCAUUUAUUCAUGAAUCGAUCCAACAAACUUGCUGUGAUAGCAAGUCACAUUCAAGAAAGUCGAUUCUUAUACCCUCGGAAGAGUGGCAGACUCGGGGACUUCGGAGAUGCUGGCAACACUUCUGAAUUUAAUCCCUCGGGGAGUAAAGAUGGAAAAUAUGAGUUGUUAACAGCAGCAAAUGAAGUCAUUGUUGAAGAGAUUAAAGAUCUAAUGACCAAAAGUGACAUAAAGGGUCAACAUACAGAAACUCUGCUAGCAGGAUCCCUCGCCAAAGCUCUUUGCUACAUUCAUCGAAUGAACAAAGAGGUUAAAGAUAAUCAGGAAAUGAAAUCAAGGAUAUUGGUAAUUAAGGCUGCAGAAGACAGUGCAUUGCAGUAUAUGAACUUCAUGAAUGUCAUCUUUGCAGCACAGAAACAGAAUAUUUUGAUUGAUGCCUGUGUUUUAGACUCUGAUUCAGGACUCCUGCAACAGGCUUGUGACAUCACAGGGGGACUGUACCUGAAGGUUCCUCAGAUGCCAUCCCUCCUGCAGUAUUUGCUGUGGGUUUUUCUUCCUGAUCAAGAUCAGAGAUCUCAGUUAAUCCUCCCGCCCCCAAUUCACGUUGACUAUCGGGCUGCUUGCUUCUGUCAUCGAAAUCUUAUUGAAAUUGGCUAUGUCUGUUCUGUGUGCUUGUCCAUAUUCUGCAAUUUCAGCCCUAUCUGUACUACGUGCGAGACAGCCUUUAAGAUUUCUCUACCUCCUGUACUGAAGGCCAAGAAAAAGAAACUGAAAGUGUCUGUGUGAUACUAAAACAGUUUUCCCCAUCUUUUAGAGCCUAUUAAUAGAUUGUAUGGCAGAAUCUUUGUUAGGAGGGCUUUGAAAAAAAUACAGAUAUAAGAUCAUUUUAGUGAAGUUUUUGUAAAGGAAAUAGUUUAAAACCAUCAACCUUGUCCUGUGCUUCUGAGGAACUGAUUUAUUUGAGGGACUCAGUCUAUGCAAUAUACCCUAAAAUCUUCUGUGACAGGUUUUUGUUGAGAAAGUGGGAAGAAACACAAAAUUGUGGUUCUUUUUUUAAUGGGAUGAUCAUUUAUUUGUCAGUCAGCCUGUCCAGACUAAUUAUAGGCUUCAGAACCUGUUACCCAAGUUUAAGUUCUUACUAUGAAAUGUAUGACAUGUGAAAAUUGAACACAGUUUUGGAAAAAGUGACUAUUUUUGGCAUAAUGGCAUUAUUCAAGAUAGAACAUCUUACUGGAAUCAGCAGUUAACUUGGACAGUAGUCACAUAAAUAAAAUCCUAAUUGUCUAAGUUGAGAUUUAGCUUCAGAUAUUAGCAAAUAUUUAUUCCUUUGUCUGCCAUCAGUACUUGUUUGGACAAAGUUAUCCAAAUAAUAAUAAUAAUAUUUGUCACUGAAUAAUUACAAAGUCUGAUUUUAAGUAAGGUGAAUGAGCACUAUAGUCUGGUAGCAACUUU